Messenger RNA from Pygoscelis adeliae (Adelie penguin), 1984 nucleotides. It is a transcript of the gene PPP1R2, whose product is annotated as protein phosphatase 1, regulatory (inhibitor) subunit 2. Bases 21 to 485 code for a protein of 154 amino acids. Gene Ontology annotation, molecular function: protein phosphatase inhibitor activity. The record is from RefSeq and is a predicted model, not a curated record. NCBI's taxonomy places the organism in Eukaryota, Metazoa, Chordata, Aves, Sphenisciformes, Spheniscidae. Gene Ontology annotation, biological process: regulation of signal transduction. The transcript has 6 exons.
AAUCCCAGAAGUGGGAUGAAAUGAACAUCAUAGCUACGUACCACCCAGCAGGCAAAGAUUAUGGCUUGAUGAAAAUAGAUGAGCCGAGUACUCCUUAUCACAGCAUGGUAGGAGAAGAUGAUGAGGAUGCAGUGAGUGAUUCAGAAUCAAAUGAGCCCUUAAAAGCAGAUGUGUUGAGUAAAAAACUGGCAGCUGCAGCUGAAGGUAAAGGACCCAAGAUUAUAGCAAAGCAAGAGGAAAGCAGUGAGGAGGAGGAAGAGGAUGAAGAAUUAACACCUGAAGAACGAGAGAAAAAGAAACAGUUUGAAAUGAAGAGAAAAAUGCACUACAAUGAAGGACGAAACAUCAAACUGGCAAGACAGCUCAUUGCAAAAGAAUUACACGGUGAAGAAGAGGAGGAGGAGGAUGAUGAGGAUGAGGAUGAAGAGAUGCAUGAUGCUGCAGAUGUAGAAACAAUGAGUACUGAAGCUACCGAACAUGACUGAGAUUUCUUGCUGAUUGAAACGAAGAUGGCCAGUCCAGUCAGUGAUGCACAUGCUACUCGUGACCAGCUGGAAAGUAGAGCACACAGCAUAGAAGAAAUCUGUCCAGAACUGUAACUGCUUGUCAAAGACACAAAUAUAAACAUCGCUUCAUGAUUUUUGCAAUUAAGGCUCUUAAAUAUUGAGAAGCAUAUCAGUUACAAUGUUGUAUUGCCAAGAAUGUUAAUUUUAGACUUGUCCAUUAGGCAGAAAAACCUGUCUAAUUGAUUUAUUCUUGUGCCUAGUAUUUCAUGGAGAAUACUGCUUCAUAAUCUGUUCAACCAGAAUGGCAUUCCCUGUGUGUAUAACGCUGAUUAUCUUGCAUAAUGUACUGUUACUCUUCAUGCUUCGAAACACAGUAUCUUGGUUUUUCACUAUUUAUUUGACAGUGUUCUAGGUGUGGUAUCUCUUAUGGAAAGGUUUAGGAUUCAAGAGCCAAACGGUACAACAUAUAUCAGAUUGACAUGCAAGCUAUUUAUCGGAUGUGUUAAGCAGUUUAAAAAGGGAUUAUUUAAGUCUUACAACUUUUUUGCAAAAUGUUGACCUGUUAAUAUAGAUUUGAGUACGUUAUUUCCUGUACCUUCCCAGUCUUUACAAGAAGAGUGGUAUUAUUUUUUAAGAGUGGUGUUUGGAAUCAGUUGUUAGUUUCUGACUGAGGCAGUACUAACGUUUGGUGGAGGGAAUGUUUUUACACUGGAAAUGUGCUAACUUGAACUUUGCAUUUAACUGUCAUCUCUUCCAUUGGGACUGGAUGUUUUGUGGAGCUCUCUUUGGCUUAUCAUGAGAACAUGGAAGUUCCCUCCAACUUUUCUCUUAAAACCACAUCCACUGUCACUCUUCUGGCUCACUUCAAACUUUUGGUCCUUUCCAGUUGCGUGAAGAGUGCUUGUGCUACUAGCACCUGAGGAAAAACACCCAGCCAUGAGCAAAUCCACAUCAGGACUGUGAAGAUGAGCUGAGGUUUAGGCUCUGGCUGUUCUUUAUACAGAAAGAUAACUGCUGAUGAUCUCCUACUCAUUUGGGGUUGGUAACCUGCAUACUGAAAACCACUGGUCUAAAUCUUCCUGUAUCCAUUGCAACUUACAGCAGCUGCUUUUGCAAAAUGAAGGCUGUUUGGAAGAAUAGAAGGGUAACUGCCUAAUUCAAAUACUUGUUUACAGUGUGGUUGUAUAGCCCCUGAAAAGAGGGAUUCUGAACCUCCAAAUUGCUAUAAACAACUUCUCACUCGGUGGAAUUUGACUGGUGAAUGUUCCAGUAUUCAGAGUAGUUCCUGGGUUUUAUUACACAAAUGAAGUAUACACUUUAAGCUUUAGCUUGGUUAUGGAAUAGUGUAUAUCUUAAUUUUGAUCUGAAUUUGAUAUGUUGCAAAAAUCCAUAUAAUUAUAUGGAUCUAUUUUAAAAUGUCUUUUUGUCCAUUGUAUAUGUGAAGUUUGAAUAAAGGAAUGAAAGUUAUUUUACAGUUA